Messenger RNA from Carassius auratus (goldfish), 2103 nucleotides. Its product is annotated as CCR4-NOT transcription complex subunit 7-like. NCBI's taxonomy places the organism in Eukaryota, Metazoa, Chordata, Actinopteri, Cypriniformes, Cyprinidae. The record is from RefSeq and is a predicted model, not a curated record. Gene Ontology annotation, molecular function: nucleic acid binding; poly(A)-specific ribonuclease activity. The transcript has 7 exons. Gene Ontology annotation, cellular component: CCR4-NOT complex. Bases 604 to 1194 code for a protein of 196 amino acids.
GGUUUUGAUGCCGUGAACCUGGAACUAUGCCCGCAGCCACUGUGGAUCAUAGUCAAAGAAUAUGUGAGGUUUGGGCCAGCAACCUGGAUGAGGAGAUGAAGAGGAUCCGACAGGUGGCCCGAAAAUUCAACUACAUUGCAAUGAAUUGCAUUUAUUUAGAUGCAGAGACUACCACAUCAAAUGGGAGACUUUUCAGAAGCGCUCUACAACAACAACUCAGUGCCAGGCGCUAGUCAAAUGAGCACGAAAUAAAAGGUACAGGUGACGAGAGAGCUUCUGUGAAAUGCAGUGGUUUUCAGAACUGACUCCCUCAUCUAACACCCGAUUCAACUCGUCAGCUCAUUAGUAAAGACUUGAAGACCUGAAGUGGGACAGAAAAGGACACAGAGUUCCCAGGUGUAGUUGCAAGACCAAUCGGUGAAUUUAGAAGCAAUGCUGAUUACCAGUACCAGCUGUUGCGGUGUAAUGUUGACUUGUUAAAGAUCAUCCAGCUUGGCCUUACAUUUAUGAACGAACAGGGGGAAUACCCUCCAGGGACAUCAACAUGGCAGUUCAACUUCAAAUUUAACCUCACGUGUGUCCAUAGCCAUCAUGUGAUUCUUUAUGAAAGCUGGACAUUACACCAACGGUACUGUCUUUUGCAGGGAAGACAUGUAUGCACAGGAUUCCAUCGAGUUGCUCACCUCGUCAGGUAUCCAGUUCAAGAAGCAUGAGGACGAGGGUAUUGAGACACUGUACUUUGCUGAGCUGCUUAUGACCUCAGGUGUGGUGCUUUGUGAGGGGGUCAAGUGGCUCUCAUUUCAUAGUGGCUAUGACUUUGGGUACUUGAUUAAAAUUUUGUCCAAUUCGAAAUUGCCAGAGGAAGAGGUUGACUUCUUUGAGAUUCUUCGUUUAUUUUUUCCCGUCAUUUACGAUGUGAAGUACCUCAUGAAGAGCUGUAAGAACUUGAAGGGUGGUCUGCAGGAGGUGGCAGAGCAGCUUGAGCUGGAGAGAAUUGGACCUCAGCAUCAGGCAGGCUCUGAUUCACUCCUCACAGGAAUGGCUUUUUUCAAGAUGAGAGAGAUGUUUUUUGAGGAUCACAUUGAUGAUGCAAAGUAUUGUGGUCACUUGUAUGGACUGGGUUCAGGCUCAUCCUAUGUCCAGAACGGCACCGGAAAUGCUUACGAAGAGGAGGCAAACAAGCAGCAGUCAUGACACAACAAGAAUCCCUCACCAUAAAGAACCUCAUAUAUAUAGGGCUCAAACCAUGGGUUUUUAGUUAUUUUGUUUUUCAUGAAAGAUUAGAUAGGAUUUUGCACUUUAAAGCUCUCAUCCGACAGAACUUCUUGCCUUUGUUGCCUUCUCUGGGUUAAAUCUUUCACACAAUGUUCAUCUUUUAUGGUUAAAGAAGAGGAACUAUUUGGUGUUUUAGUUUUCUUCCCACAGCUCAGCCUUAAUAUUAAGAUAACUUUUUAUGUUCUUUUUUUAUCGUUAAUUUAUUGCAUUCAUUUCUUCUCGUGUGCGGUUGCAUAGUUCGACUAAUUUGGCGAAACCGAGCACACCAGUCACCUACGUGAACUAUCAUUCCCUGAUCACAGGAGUACUGAUUUCUCACUCUUUGCAAUAGCUGUAGACAGAUGGAGGAUCUCACAGACUCACAGGUAAAUACAGGCACUUAACUGCAGAGCAAAGCCUCACACUGAUUUUACCCUUUACUUUGGGUUAGCACAGAUUUUACCACACAAGUAAAUUAAGAGUGAUGAUGUAACUGCCACUAUUUAAGUGAACUGAGGUCACCUCGUACUUCUGGAUCAGGAUCGUCUUUCCAUUUUCAUUUUUAAAAGAGAUUUAAAGGUUUUGUAGUAUUUUAGUAUCAAAGAAGUUCAAAGCCUUUUAUUCAUUUAAGAAAUAAUGCCUCUUAAAAGAAAUCUUAGUCAACUCAAGUGCUCAGUAUCAGUGGAAUAAGUUUUACGUGUAGUGCUGGUUUUUGAAUGGUGCACAUUUUGUGCUGUUUGGGUUUUUCCUCCAUUUGUAUUGUAUUGUAUUGCUUUACAAUUCUGUGUUGCCUAGAUCUGCUGCAUGUACUGAAACAUUUUUGAAUAAAUGCUGUGUUAACUACUCUGA